Auxenochlorella protothecoides is the source of this 1086-nucleotide messenger RNA. RefSeq names its product Homeobox protein HAT3.1. Gene Ontology annotation, molecular function: chromatin binding; DNA binding. Gene Ontology annotation, biological process: regulation of DNA-templated transcription; chromatin organization. The transcript is spliced from 7 exons. Bases 1 to 1086 code for a protein of 361 amino acids. Gene Ontology annotation, cellular component: nucleus. The record is from RefSeq and is a predicted model, not a curated record. NCBI's taxonomy places the organism in Eukaryota, Viridiplantae, Chlorophyta, Trebouxiophyceae, Chlorellales, Chlorellaceae.
AUGGAUCCGCAACCAUCUAGCAGGGCGUCGUCGCGCCGAGCUGCCUCCCUGUCCGGCAAGAGUGGGGACGAGACAUCCGACCGCCUCAGCUCCGGUAGACCGCGCCGGCAGCGGCGUCUGGCAGGUCCCCUAGAUGGGCAGGCCUUCGACGCCGCCACGCCCGCCAAGCGCCCAAGGCUGCGGCGAGCCUCCCGAAGGAGGAUGGAGGAGGACCGUCCGGAAAAGUCCAUCUACGACAAGCUGCUGAACCGCGCCCGCCACCAGCUCUCCCGCAUCAGGCAGGAGCAGGCGCUGGUUGAUGCCUAUGCGGCGGACGGCUGGCGGGGGGCGGCACGCGAGAAGGUGAGACCCCUGCAGGAGAUCCAGCGCGCCAAGGACCAGAUCCGGAGGUGCCGCGAGAUCGUGCGGGAGUGUGUCAGGACCUGCGAGGAGGCAGAGGGAGACACCCCAAUCCCAGCCAGCUGCUUUGAUGAGGAGGGGGAGCUCGACUCGGACGCCAUCUUCUGCGCCAAGUGCGGAAAUCGGGAAGCUGACGACGACAACGACAUCGUUCUGUGCGACGGUCCUUGCAACCGAGCCUACCACUGCAAGUGCAUCGUGCCGCCCCUGGACGUCAGCACCCUGACAGAGGAUGAGGGCUGGCUGUGCCCUGCCUGCGACCACAAGGUGGACAUCCUGUCGCUCAUCAAUGACGAGUUCGACACGGAGUAUGGGCUGGAGGACGGGUGGCAGCAGAUCCUGGAGCCUGGCAGCCUCCCUGCCAGUGACGGGGCCGAGGAGGGGGAGGCUGUGGCCGUGGGCGAGGGCGGCGCGGGCUUGCUAGUGGGCGGCGCCGACCUGCCUUCGGAGGACGAGGAGGAUUCGGAUUUCGAGGGCCUCGCGAACAGCUCCGCGGGCGUCGGGCCCGAGGACCCAGAAGCGCAGACGCUGGUGGUCGAGGGCCGGCGCAGGCGUGCGCAAGUGGACUACCGAGCCCUGCAUGCCGCUAUGUUUGGCACGGCAGAGGCGGAGGAUGGCUCUGGAGAGGAGGACGAGGUGUGGUCGCCCCGCACGCAACCGGGGCUGGCCCUGGAGUCUCCAGGCUAG